Penicillium taxi is the source of this 300-nucleotide messenger RNA. RefSeq lists its product as uncharacterized. Bases 1 to 300 code for a protein of 99 amino acids. Gene Ontology annotation, cellular component: mitochondrial inner membrane peptidase complex. Lineage: Eukaryota; Fungi; Ascomycota; Eurotiomycetes; Eurotiales; Aspergillaceae. The record is from RefSeq and is a predicted model, not a curated record. The transcript has 2 exons.
AUGGCACCCCUCGUCCCCGUCUUCUCCGUCGAAACCCUCCCCGACCAUGUCAACACUGUCCAGCGGAACUUUGUGGAGAAGCGGCGCAAAGGCGACCAGAUCAAUCUGAAAGAGUGUCCGCUUUUUGAGAUGGUUCAGUACUCCUGCAAUCCUCCAAAUAAGCCUGGGCCUGAGGCGGGUGUUGUUCUCUGCGAUCCUGUCGUGCGGCUAUUUCGACGCUGUGCCGGCGGAUUGACGGUCGAAACGACGUCGUGGGAGCGGAUCAGAGAAGCGAAAGAAAUGGAGGCGAGUAAGAAAUAG